AUUCGCUAACUCGGUCAUAGGCGGUUGGCACCGGGGAAGAGCGCUAUACCCCGCACACUAAUGUGCUAAACCCGCGGCUUCAUGUCCAAUGUUCCAGUUAUCGGUCCCCUGCUGCCCCUGGUAGCGGUGCUUAGCGGUGAUAAAGCAUAGAGUAGGCUUGCUAUCUUAAUUACAUGCACUCGACCACAUGACGGGGAGGCUGGUCGCGACAGGAACGACCUUGCUCAAGGACAAAAGGAUAUUUGCCAAUCUGACCGAUCAGACUACCUCCUCCUCCUCCUCCUUAUCUAGCCUCUCUCUCCUUCCUUUACGAUACAAUACAAUGCAUCGUAUAUCUGCAGCACGAAGCAUCUCCGCCCGCGCUGGCCGCACCGCAUCUCAACUCCGACACUCCACACAAGCUUCAAUACCCGCGGCGUCACCCAGAAUGACCUCCCGAGCAACCAGUGCUACGCGGCGCCUUGCUGCCACCGCAGCACACCUCCAGUCGCGAUCGUACUCCCUGCAGUCCACAGCCACCUCCUUCCCCAAAACUCAUGACAAAAUCUCACAGCCCCAAGACACCCCAUGGUUUAUCGACAAUGAGUUCAAGACGUCGAGCACCGACAAGUGGAUCGACUUACACGACCCGGCCACCAACAACCUCAUUACCCGAGUCCCUCAAUCCACCGAUGCCGAGUUGCAGGCCGCCGUCGACAGCGCCCAAAAGGCUUUCCCCGCAUGGAGGAACACGAGUGUCCUGGCGAGACAGCAGAUCAUGUUCAAGUUCGUGAACUUGGUCAGGGAGCAUUGGGAUCGCUUGGCUGCUAGCAUUACCUUGGAGCAGGGCAAGACCUUCGCCGAUGCCAAGGGUGAUGUGCUCAGAGGACUACAGGUUGCUGAAGCUGCGUGUGGCGCACCCGAGUUCCUGAAGGGCGAGGUCCUCGAGGUCGCCAAGGACAUGGAAACCAGGAGCUAUAGAGAGCCGUUGGGUGUCACCGCUGCCAUUUGUCCCUUCAACUUCCCCGCCAUGAUUCCCCUUUGGAGCAUCCCCCUAGCCACCGUCACCGGCAAUACUCUUAUUAUCAAGCCAUCUGAGCGGGAUCCAGGCGCCGCCAUAAUCCUCGCCGAGCUGGCCCAGAAGGCUGGCUUUCCUCCAGGUGUUGUUAACAUCGUCCACGGCGCCCACAAGACGGUGGAUUUCAUCCUGGACGCCCCCGAGAUCAAGGCUAUCAGCUUUGUCGGUGGUAACAAGGCUGGAGAGUACAUUUUCACCCGUGGGUCAGCCAAUGGCAAGCGUGUGCAGGCAAACCUCGGUGCCAAGAACCACGCAGCAGUUCUGCCUGAUGCCAACAAAAACCACUUCCUAAAUUCCAUUGCCGGCGCAGCAUUCGGUGCCGCUGGCCAGCGAUGCAUGGCUCUCAGCACCUUGGUCAUGGUUGGCGAGACCAAGGAAUGGCUACCAGAACUGGCAGAGCUCGCCAAGGGUCUCAAGGUCAAUGCCGGCUUUGAAGAGGGCGCAGACCUAGGUCCCGUCAUCUCGCCUCAGAGCAAGGAGAGGAUCGAGAGCCUCAUUGCGAGUGCAGAGAAGGAUGGUGCGACAAUCCUACUUGACGGCCGUGGCUUUAAGCCUGAGAAAUACCCAAACGGCAAUUGGGUAGGUCCGACCAUCAUUACCAACGUGACACCGCAAAUGAAAUGCUACACCGAAGAGAUAUUUGGUCCGGUGCUGGUCUGCCUGAAUGUUGAAACUCUCGACGAGGCCAUCGAGCUCAUCAACAAGAACGAGUAUGGCAACGGCACUGCUAUCUUCACCAAGUCUGGUGCCACGGCCCAGAAAUUCCAGAAGAAUAUCGAGGCUGGUCAGGUUGGUAUCAACGUACCAAUCCCUGUGCCUUUGCCCAUGUUCUCCUUCACUGGUAACAAGAAGAGUGUCGCAGGUGGCGGUGCAAGCACUUUCUAUGGACGUCCUGGUAUCAACUUUUACACCCAGUACAAGACGGUCACGUCCAUGUGGGCGAGCACUGAUGCUAUCGCGACAAAGGCCGAUGUUGCUAUGCCUACUCAUGACUAAGUACUGCCAACAUAUGGGAAUGGUUUGCAAUUCGAUAUGGCACAAUGUGUAUAUAAAUUUGCCAUGGUUCUUGUGCAUGCAAAAGUAUCGACUCCAGUAGGUACGGAAUUGAAAUGUCAAGCAAACAAGUCGUUUCGUAUAUCACCACAGGUUGACAAGCACAUUACUCGCAAUUGAAAUAACGUGCGAAAUGGACGGUGGGAUACUCCUGGGGGUCACCUUAAGCCCGUUCCGUUGUCUGCCAACCGUGUAAUAUAAAAAGGGAAUUCAACCAUGAAUAGAGCAAUACACUGAAAGUGCAUAAUGCAAGCAAGUAUUAAAGCAUCGAUCGUACCACUUUGUAGUAAAAUUGUUGGGUCUUGUUUGACAAUAAAGGUUUAAAUGAAAAGUUUAGUGUAACAAGAAAAAUAAAUAAGGACAAGUGCUGAC
Messenger RNA from Truncatella angustata, 2482 nucleotides. Its product is annotated as putative methylmalonate-semialdehyde dehydrogenase. Gene Ontology annotation, cellular component: mitochondrion. The transcript has a single exon. Lineage: Eukaryota; Fungi; Ascomycota; Sordariomycetes; Amphisphaeriales; Sporocadaceae. The coding region runs from base 188 to 2053 and encodes 621 amino acids. The record is from RefSeq and is a predicted model, not a curated record. Gene Ontology annotation, biological process: thymine catabolic process; L-valine catabolic process. Gene Ontology annotation, molecular function: methylmalonate-semialdehyde dehydrogenase (acylating, NAD+) activity; malonate-semialdehyde dehydrogenase (acetylating, [NAD(P)+]) activity.